Messenger RNA from Gaeumannomyces tritici R3-111a-1, 417 nucleotides. RefSeq lists its product as hypothetical. The coding region runs from base 1 to 417 and encodes 138 amino acids. The transcript is spliced from 4 exons. The record is from RefSeq and is a predicted model, not a curated record. Lineage: Eukaryota; Fungi; Ascomycota; Sordariomycetes; Magnaporthales; Magnaporthaceae.
AUGUCGAUCAUCGUCGCCAACGUCGCCAACGUCGGCAGCGACGCGUUCUGCGCCGCAAAACAGCACUUCCUGCUCUGGGGUAUGGUGAUAAUCCAAGCUACGGGAUAUCAAACGGCCCAGAAUGAUUAUUCUCGUCUCGUCGGGUAUCUGAGCUCGAGCGGCGCUUGGUACAACAUGGCUCUGUGGCUCUCCAAGGCCUCGAUCUUCUGCACGAUCCAGGGCUACCCUGCCGGGAGGCAGAGCUGGGCCAAGGUGACCAAGUGCGGAAUUUACGCGCUUAUGUGCCUCGUCUUCAUGAAGUACCGGUGCCAGACAGAGACUUUGCCGCCCCAUCGUCCGUUAACCUGUUCCGUCCAGCACUCGCUCUUCUCAUUCUUGCUGCUGGUUUAUGCUGAUAAAUGUGCCUUCCUCUUUUAA